AUCUCGCGAGAUAUGACGAACACAUCCCGUCAUCCUUUGCCAAAAAUGGCGGCCAGACCCCCCAAAAAAUAGCGGUACAUGUUCCUUCUUUCUAUCAUUGGGAACGGUGUGGUGUUUAAACUCUUUAUAGAAGGCAAUACAUUUUGUAUUCCCUCUAACAGGUAUCUUCAACACGUCACCACUUCAGAUUAACAGAGUAAAACUUGGACAAUGACAUCACCACAGAUGGCCAAGUCUCAGACAUACAAUUUCAUGGUCCUGAGUAAGAAUGUUCUGUCAGGAGAAGAGGCUGACCUGUAUGAGCUGUGUAACCUUGCAGGCAUCACCAUGGACCCUCAUGUCUUUAAGAUUGUGCUGGACCUGUUACGGCUGAACGUGGCGCCCAUGACCAUCCUCCAGGUACUGAAGUCCAUGGCCAACAGUGCCAUCAAGUCUCGUUCUGCUGGCGGGGAUACUGAAGCUGCCCACUCCCACACACACAAGGACACAUCCAAUGUCUCCAGUUCCUCCGACUCAUCUAGCAGAAGCUUGCACCGCCAGCCCAGAACAAAGACUUCACACAAACUGUCAUACAAAGGACACAAGUCCUAAAACCUGGAUUUAUUCAUCACUCAAUCUUGAUGCAGGGGACAAAAUUCCUGAAUCUAUGGACUAAGUUAUACUGUCCUAAUCAGAUAAACAUGUACAUAUAUCCUAGGAAAGCCUAAGGCUAUUCCAUGGAAGCAGACAGUUUUAGUAUAGUCUUCAUUAUCAUGGCACUUAAAAAUCAGAAAUCAUCCUGGCAUUAUGAAGAUGAUACUGGAUACAAAGGGUCAGACAUUUCAGUUAGCAUCCACUACUUUUCUUCAGUGAUCCUGAGCAAGAUCUUUUUACCAAGUUUGUAAUCAUGUUUGAAAACCUGUUAAAAACCUACUGAUCAACAGAUCUGCUCGGUGUCACUCACUGACAAAAGGUAUUGGAUACUGAAACGUCUGACCAUUUCCAUAACCUAUCCAGUAACUUGCUUGAGUAACUGUUAUCUUGAUACCUGCAUGUUUAAUCUUUAUCAACGUAACAUGGCAUUAGCUUUUGGCUUCCUACUUUAACUUUAAGGGAAUAAACCUUUCAUACCUGA
This is a messenger RNA of Branchiostoma floridae (Florida lancelet), 1114 nucleotides long. Its product is annotated as mitotic-spindle organizing protein 2B-like. The transcript has 3 exons. The record is from RefSeq and is a predicted model, not a curated record. Lineage: Eukaryota; Metazoa; Chordata; Leptocardii; Amphioxiformes; Branchiostomatidae. The coding region runs from base 211 to 591 and encodes 126 amino acids. Gene Ontology annotation, cellular component: centrosome; spindle.